Molecule: messenger RNA, 1392 nt
Organism: Baudoinia panamericana UAMH 10762
Lineage: Eukaryota; Fungi; Ascomycota; Dothideomycetes; Mycosphaerellales; Teratosphaeriaceae
Product: glycoside hydrolase family 28 protein
Exons: 4
Coding region: 1-1392 (463 amino acids)
Biological process (GO): carbohydrate metabolic process
Molecular function (GO): polygalacturonase activity
Source: RefSeq, a predicted model, not a curated record
AUGCUGUUCAGAGCAUCCAUAGUCGCACUGCUGCUUAAUGUGCUUGGUGCCACCGCAACGUGGUCAGCAUACCAAGAGUACCUUGCGAAUCUGCCUGCAAGCCUGCCGACCUCGAAGGCCGUUGCGAAGCAUCCUAGUCCGAGGCCUGCCUUUGGUUUCCACCCAAACCCGCCCUUCGCGCCGUUUCCCCACUCGCCAUCGAGGAGCAAGGUCUGCUACGUCCAAAGCCACAAUGAUAUGAAGACGGACGACUCUGCGUACAUCCUUGCAGCGCUCAAUCAGUGCAACAAUGGUGGAACGGUAAUCUUCCCAGUGAAUACGACCUACGUUAUAGGCACCGCAUUAAAUUUGACAUUCCUUCAACAUAUCGAUAUCGACAUACAAGCUUAUGUCCAAUUCUCCAAUGACACCGACUACUGGCAAGCUAAUGGUUUCUAUCAAACCUUCCAGAACGCUACGACGUUCUUCCAGCUUGGAGGCACAGACGUCAACAUCUACGGCGGCGGCAUGCUUGACGGUAAUGGCCAAAUCUGGUACGAUCUUUACGCGAAGAACAUCUACAUCCUUCGACCCAUUCUGGUUGGGACCAUAGGCUUGAAGUCUGGCUCUAUCUCCAAUCUUAACCUGCGUUACUCGCCCCAGUACUAUAACUUCGUAGCAAACAGCACAAAUGUUGUGUUUCAGAACCUCACCAUCAGCGGGUACAGCAAGAGCAACAACACGGCGAAGAAUACCGACGGCUGGGAUACCUACAGAUCCUCGAACAUCGUCAUUCAGAACAGUGUGAUCAACAACGGCGACGACUGCGUCAGCUUUAAGCCCAACAGUACCGAGAUCUUGGUGCAGAAUCUCCAUUGCAAUGGCAGUCACGGCAUUUCUGUUGGCUCUCUAGGCCAGUAUGUUGGAGAGACUGAUAUUGUAGAGAACAUCCUCGUCCGCAACAUCUCUAUGUCCAACGCUACGGACGGUGCUCGCAUUAAGGUCUGGCCCGGCUCGCCCUCUGCGCUCUCGGGCGAUCUCCAGGGUGGUGGCGGUACCGGCCGCGUCACGAACAUCACAUACACAGACAUGGCGAUCAAUAACGUCGACUACGCCAUCGAGGUCACCCAGUGCUAUGGGCAGAAGAAUCUCACCCUCUGCAAUCAGUAUCCUUCAAGCCUUACGAUAAGCGACGUCACAAUCAGCAACGUGCACGGGUCCACCAGCAAGACAUUCUCACCCAUCAGCGGUUACGUCGUUUGCAGUAGCCCAAGUGUAUGCAGCAACAUCACACUAGAUGAUAUUGCUGUGUUUGCGCCCAAUGGGACAGAGAACUUGUUCACUUGCGGCAACGUUGACCAGGGCUUGCUGCAUAACAUUAGUUGCACUGCUACCAACAAGGGUAGCAACUAG